CGGCGUCAUGAGUCUUUACUGCCAUCAACCUUCAUCAGCAUUUUGACGAAAGCAAUCGAAAAGAGCGGCCGUAGUUCAAGAUAAAUUAAUUACAGUUCAAUUCGGCUUCAAGAUCAACAUUGUAAAUUAAAAUGCCGCCGUUUAACAACCAUCUUUCGUUCAACACACAUAAAUGCUUAUAAAUAUUUAAUACACGUGGUUUCUUUUAUGGAUCUCGAUAUUAUUUCGCUUCGUGGUGCAUUUGUUUCAUGUAAUUUGGUGUGUUCAGUGACUUAUUCUUUAUUGUGUUUGAUAUUAUGAGUAAACGCGGGAAGGUUAUCAAUAAACUGACACUAGAGUGAGACGCAAAUAUGAGGUUAUUGGUGUUUGUUUUUAUUUUCUGCUCACCGUUAUCAACAAUUGAAUCCUUUUUCCAAGGAGACAGUUGUAACCUUAACAACCAGGCUGGAAGCUGUAAGCAGCUCUCACAAUGUCCUGCUCUCGUGAACGAAAUCAAACAAGCUGGUACCCCAAUGCCAUCAUACAUGAGGCGGAAACUCCAGUCCCUCGGCUGUGGGUUCGACAACGAAGAACCACUUGUAUGCUGUGAAACACUCUUCACAAAUGCAAAUACAGGAUUUGACUUCAACAAUGACAGAACAAACCAGCAGAAACCAGAUUCUUGGGGGACUAUCACAGAGAGACCAUUUGUCACGCAAAGACCCAUCGUUGAUGUUAAUAAAAGAGGUCAGAAUGACAACAGUAUAGUUGAUCAAAUUCCUGAUGUGAGGAACCACCGGAAUUUGAGAUUGCUCCCUAGGGAUUGUGGUUCGAUCGAAUCUGAAAGAAUAUUUGGCGGGAAUCGAACAUCGUUGUUUGAAAUGCCCUGGAUGGUGCUAUUAUCUUACAAAACAGGUCGAGGCAUUAAAUUGAGCUGUGGAGGAACACUCAUAACAGAAUGGUACGUGCUCACAGCCGCUCAUUGUGUUUCGUUUCUCGGCAGCAAGAUGCAACUGGAAGGUGUAAUACUUGGUGAAUAUGAUGUCAGACAAGAUCCAGAUUGCGAGAGAAUGGACGGUGAACUAGUUUGUGCUCCUCCUGCUAGGAACGUGACUAUCGAUAGAAUAAUUGCGCAUCCCGGCUACUCUCCACAAACGUUGUUCGAUGAUAUUGCAUUGAUAAGACUGUCUGAACCUGCUGAUUUUUCUUUGGAUAGCAUGAAAGCCUUAUGUUUGCCAACAACACCACAACUACAGAAUGAGAAACUAGAAGGUCUGAAGGGAAUCGUAGCUGGUUGGGGAGCAACUGAAGAUGGGUUACAGUCACCCGUACUGCUCAGUGUUGCGUUGCCAAUAAUUAGCAACAGGGAAUGUCAGAGAAUUUUUAAUGAGUCACCUCACAUUUACGACCGUCAACUUUGCGCUGGCGGUGUUCAGGACAAAGACUCCUGCGGAGGAGACUCGGGUGGGCCGCUCAUGUACCCGGGGAGGACGGGGGACGUCGGCAUUCGAUACGUCCAACGCGGUAUUGUCUCCUAUGGCUCUAAGAGAUGCGGAGUCGGGGGCUAUCCAGGGGUCUACACCAGGGUUGCUUUUUACAUGGAUUGGAUUUUAGACAAUAUAAGUUGAAAUGUCAACGAUCAAAGUAUUAUGUGAAUACGUGUGAUGCAAGAUUGUGAUUAUCAGUGACUAUAUUAUACUUUUACAUAAUAAUA
Molecule: messenger RNA, 1693 nt
Organism: Colias croceus (clouded yellow)
Lineage: Eukaryota; Metazoa; Arthropoda; Insecta; Lepidoptera; Pieridae
Product: CLIP domain-containing serine protease 2-like
Exons: 7
Coding region: 351-1607 (418 amino acids)
Biological process (GO): proteolysis
Molecular function (GO): serine-type endopeptidase activity
Source: RefSeq, a predicted model, not a curated record